Malassezia sympodialis ATCC 42132 is the source of this 765-nucleotide messenger RNA. It is a transcript of the gene MMS21, whose product is annotated as SUMO ligase MMS21. Lineage: Eukaryota; Fungi; Basidiomycota; Malasseziomycetes; Malasseziales; Malasseziaceae. The record is from RefSeq and is a predicted model, not a curated record. Gene Ontology annotation, biological process: protein sumoylation; double-strand break repair via homologous recombination. Gene Ontology annotation, cellular component: Smc5-Smc6 complex; nucleus. Gene Ontology annotation, molecular function: SUMO ligase activity; zinc ion binding.
AUGAGCGAGGCGAUCGAUGCGGCGCACGCGCCGCGUGUGCGCCAGCAGCUCGCGCAGCACCGCACCACACUGCAGCAGGUCGAGGAGCUCCUUGCGCGCAUGCCUGAGAUCGGCGCCGAGCUCGCUGAGCACGCAUCCGAGCAGGCACGCAUCGAGAGCCUGGACACGAUGGCUCGCGCCCUCCUCGACCUGCGCGAGCAGACCCAGGCGCGCGAGGCCGCGCUGCGGCGCGUGCAGGAUCAGAUUGCAUCAGGCCAUGGGGGGGCGGAGGUGCCUCGGGCGUAUGAGCAGGACGUGCAGGCACACUGCGACGCAUACGAGGCCCGCACCGCGCGACAAAAAUACGCGAAGGACACUGCAUACGUCGAGUUUCGCGCGCGCAUUUGGGAGGUGAAUGGUGACGGCGCGAUGCCGCCUCUGACGGACAUGAUCCCGGCUGAGCCGGGCGACGGGGCGGACGACGAUGAGCUCGUGGUCGGUGGCACGGUCCAGCAGUUCCGGUGCCCGCUCACGGCCCUCAUUCUCGACGACCCGGUUGUGAGCUCGGCGUGUGGCCACGCGUACUCGCGCGCCGCCAUCCAUGCCUACCUGCAGGAGCGCCGCCUCGAGACGCGCCACGUGCCAUGCCCUGCGGCUGGCUGCCCGGAGCGGGUCUCGGAGCGUCUUCUCCAAGAGGCGCCCGAGCUUGCUCGGCGCGUCGAGCGCUACCAGCGGCAGCUUGCGCGGAGGGAGGCACAACGACGCGAGGCCCAAGUACUCGAGUAG